AGAAAGAUACAGUUUUCGAAUGGGCAGGGCUGUCCUCUUUGAGUUGUCGUUGACAUAGAAUGUUACUUGUCUCUCGUUUCUAGAUUGCUAACCGGCUGGAAAGAUUGUCAACGAAAGAAGUCUGUUCUGUUUUCAGAAGCGGUCAUUGUCAUCUUGGAAGGAUAUUACAUCUCAAAUAAAGGUAAGAAAUUCACAAACUAAAUUAAUGUUACUUAAUUAACUAACUUGCUUUGUUGUAAUCUAGAUAGUUGAUAGAGGCCCUCUAUGACUAUUCCUUAGCCACAGACUAGCCUUGCCUUGCCUUAACGAUAAUAAUUUAUUAAUAAUAUUGGGACUAUAAACUAUAAGUGCCUAAAUUAAAUAACAUAAGUUUAAUAAGUAGUUUAAGUUGGUAUACUAUCUUAUAGGCUAUUAUAUAAGUAUUCUAACUUAGCGUCUAAGCCAGUGAAAAAAUAUCUUAUUAGCCUAUUUACCAAUAAUGUUCACGUCAAAUCCACGGUAAUGUGAAAUAUUUAAUUUAUAAUAUUAAUAUUAGUUAAUAUUAAAAUUAAAUUUAAAUCAAUCAAAUCAAUGUAUUGUAGGCCUAUUUAUAAGCUUUGCUUUAGACUUAAAUGCAUUAUGCAUUGAUAGUUGAACUCUAAAAUUUAUCAUUAAUGUUAUUUACAUCAUACAAGAUUUGUAUAAUAAAUUUGAAGUCUAGAUCUGGUAUCUGUUUUUUUAAGUUAAAUAGACAAAAGUAUAAAAAUAAAGGCAUAUUUAAUUUAUUUAAUUUGAAUUUAGGUCUGUAUCUCUUGACAUUAUAUGAUUACUCAAAAUUGUGUUGCAGGUUUAUUUAGUUUCAGAAUUUGAGUGGAGGAAUGUCGUUAAGUAGCUAAUUAUAAAAUUCAGCCAGCAAAAAAAUUAUUUAGCUCCUUUAAAGAAUCUUUGUAAAUACUUAGGCAGAUCGAUAACAGUUUAUCUUUGUCUUGCUGUUCUUAAAGCUAUGAAGCUUGACUUGUCUGCUUAGGCCCUCAAUGAUUGAGAUUAUACUACUAUCUUAGGGUCUCAAAUUAUGCAGUUCUUCCACAUGUUUUUUAAAAUGGGUCGGGUGUUAUUUUUGCAUGUCCGGUACACAUUUGAGUCAUUCUUUGCCCACUUUCUAUGAUUCAAUGUUUCUUUAGUUUUGUUCAUUUCAUUUUUAUAUGACAUUAUUUCUAUUUAGUGUCAAAUAUAGCAAUACAUCACACGCUAAGAUUAAAAAAAAAAUAUAAAAGUAAAACUGAAUAAUACCAGGCGAAAUGUACUAUUAUCCUGUAAAAGAAAUAAUUUGUGCUACAGGAAGUUUCUUUAAAAACCAAUUUAAAAAACCCUCCUCCCACUUCAAAAGCAUUAAUUUAUUUAAUGUGUAAACUUUAUUUAUUUAUAAAAUGUGUUAAUGUAGGCCUAACUGUUACAGUUAAAAAAAAUAGUAAAAUGUAUAGAAUCCAAUUAGGUAUAAACAAAAAAAAAAAAAGGGGGGAUUUUCUCAAUUUUACACCAGAUUAAGUUGUUACAAUAAUAUCUCAUGUUUAGAUGAUAUGUGAGAGGGGCGAAAUAUUAUUGUGAUUUACAGCAGUAAUUUGUUACCAAUGUAUUUUUUCAUCUUUAGAUGUGGGCUUUAAAUAGCAUCCUCCUCCUAUUGUUGGCUUUGACUUACAGUGUGGCUGGCCAGUCAUGCUCCUCAUCUUUCACUACAACUGAGUGCUACUUUACAAGUGCAGUAACAAGCCAACCUUCAUUCGCUGAAGUAAACAAAUACUUUGUAAUUGGAGGAUUGUUUGAUGUCCAUGAAAAAGGAAGCACAUCAGAUUUAUGCAGUAGUAAAGUCUCUACACAAGGCUUAUUAAAUUUGCUUGUGAGUAUGUCAGCAACUAAGUUGCUUGUUAGAUUGUGAAAUAAUGUCUUUUUUUAUUGAUUUUGCUUUGAAAGUUUGACAGAAUUUUAAGUAUAUUGUCCAAGGUCGUAAAAUAAUUUAUUUCUUUGAUAUGUGUGGAUGAUGACAGAUUGAUGUUUUCGUACCAUUAAAUCCUAAAUUAGGACAACUCAGUUUUACUACAUCUAAAAAUUGCACAAAUUUGUGGCAGUGUUUUUACUAAUAAAUUAAAUAUCUUCAAAAAGUUUUGGACUUUGACUCUUAAUAUAUUUUAAGCACCUCCCAGUAUUUAUUUCUGUGACUGUGAUGUUAAAUGUAUCUUGUAAAACACUCAAAGAUUUAGCAAUCCAGAAUUCCUUUACUUAAUUUUUUUUACUGAAUUAGGUUCCAAUGAAAUGCAGACAAUCCAUGAUUUUAAAAAAUCUUAAAAGUUGGGAUAGUCUUAUCUAUUAUUAUUUUUUCACUAACCUGGUGAAAAUUCUGAAACCAUGGGACUUUGCAAAUUUGCUAUACAUACCCUUUAUCGCCAAGGAAGACCAAAAAUUCAUUAAUAGACAAAAAAUACUUUCAAGGUUUACCAGAGCACUGUGUCUGUUUUCUAGCAAAGAUCCUUUAAAUUUUUUUUUAUUAUUAAAAACAUACCUCUCAAAUGUCUAAUGUCUCCUUCCCACGAAAUGAUCAUCAAACGCAAUUAUAUCAUGUAAACUGCUUUUCUUUUAGAUGCAUACCAUUAUAAAUAAUGAAUCCCUCCGGUUCUAGGAUAUGUAGGAACAGAGCUUUUGUUCAUGAGACUCAUGGGUUGCACUUUCAUAUCAAACUGUAUGUUAAAGGUUGCUGUGGCUUCUAGUUGAUAAAUUAAAAUAUUCGGUGAAGGUGUUUGGGAAAUUGAUUGCUGACCUUAGUCUCAACAAUUUUCUAACCAACCAUUACUUUUCAUUGCUUCAAUGAUUAAACAUGUUUUUAUUAUUAUAAAAUGACAUUUUCUCUUCCAGGCCUUCUUCUGGGGUGUUAAUCAAUUCUCCACUCUCUUAGACACCACACGAGUAUCUGUAGGUGCUGUUGCAUUUGACAACUGUAUGCGUCCUGAAUUGGUAUGUUUUUAAUAGAACCAUUUGAUCUGAAAAAUUAAAACAGAAACUCUUGAUAAUUCUUUUAGAACCAUUAAAGCAGGCUGUGUAGAUGAACUUGAAUUGUAUAUUUAUUUUGUUCAGAAUUCAAAAGUAAAAAAAAAUAAAUUUCAUGUUGAAAGUAAGUAGGCUACCUUUGCAGAAAAAGACUAUGGUACUAAUGAUAUUUUUUUGUAACCUUAACUAGGUUAAUGGAAAUAUUCAAAUUUAAAAAAACAAAUCUGUGUUCAAAUAUAAAUUAUUUAUCAAAAUAUUCAUAUUUUGUUACUCAUUUGCUAAAAAUAAUGGUGUUCAUCAUUAUUCAAUUUAACAAGCUUGUUCUUGUUUUUUUUCAAAGUCUUUGGAACAGCUUGAUUGUUAAUAGUAGUUUCUCUUUCUAACUUUGUCAGAGAUUCUUUUCAUGUUUAGCACAAAAAACACAAGCAGGACUUUAAUUAACAUGAAUUUUUUCAUUGGAAUGUGCAGUUAUUUUUAAAAGACAUGCAUAUCAAAACGCAAGUUUAAAAAUUUGUAUUAAUUUGAAUUGCAAAACAUUUUCACAUUUUUGUUUCUUUUUCUCUUACCAUUAUUUUUAUUCAGUCGCUAGAGCACUUACUGAGCUACUCUAGAUGUGAUAUACAUAUACAAGGAAUGGAAGCAUCAAACCUUGUAGCUUAUGUUGGACCUUACACAAACGAAGAUGCAUUGAGAACAGGAGCGAUAGCCUCGGACAUUGGAAUAACACUAAUUAGCCCAACAGCUAAUACCAUGGGUUAGAAAUGAAGUGCAGUUUCCUUUUAUUUAUUCAAAGUUUCAUAAAUCUUACACAACCCUAUUUAAUUAAAAUAUCUGAUAAAGUUUUUAAAUUAAACAACACAAAAAAGAAAUAAAAUAAGAUAAGCUCUGGUACUUUUGGGUAUAUUUUUCUAUAACAGAGCAUUAUGACAUAAAAUUUUCAAGUAACAUUGUAAUUCUUUUUUAAUGCACAGAACUGAAUUCUGCAAACCAAAAGACGCUCCUUCGACUUAGUCCUCCAUUCUCAUACGAUUUGAAAGCAAUUGUGGAGUUUCUUAAAAAUGUCAAGUCUGGCUAUGUUAUGAUUGUUUAUGCCGGGGAUGAUGCCUUCUGGAAAGCUGCUUUCAAUGAACUGACCACUCAAAUGGACAAAAGCAUCUGUAUCCAAUUCACUGCAGACCUUAGUAAAACUACUGUGAGUUAAACUGGAAGAUCUAAAUAAAUUAAAAAAAGAGAACAUUACUGUAUUAAUCUGAACAUUUUAUUUAAAACCUGUCUACCAAAACCAUAGGAUAACAUUUUGCCCUUAGGGUGGCAAGGGGGUAUCAUUGUGAUCUGCAGUAGGAAAUCCAUUCCGAAACAUCUCAGGGUGCUGCUUCGCUGAAUAUGGGGCGGGGAGGGAUUUAGUGUUCCCAAGGGGCCUAAUUAGUGCUUCGGCUUGUGCUGCUUGCAUCAUUCAUCAUGAAUGAUUUUCAGUUACAGAUUGAGUGAUUUUUGACAAACAAAAUUCAUAGGUCAUUAAUUAUGUCAUAUUUUGAAAAAAUGCAUGUGGUUUGGAUUUAUUCUUUUAACUACGAAGUUCAAAUAAAUUUUUUUAAUUAAUUUAGUUAAUCAAAUAUGUCUGAAAGAAUUACCAAAAAUGUUAUAUUUUUAUUCAAAACUUGAAGUUACUAUUUUUGUGUUUUUGUUUUUCCUCUUUGCCUUCAUUUUUGAUACUUGAGUAAACAGCAAUAACUCUGAAAUUUUACUUAAAUUGAGCUAUCACUUAGACAGACCCAGCAACCUAAGCUGUCCCCACUUGUUCUACCCCAUCCCACCUUAAUGUCUAUAAUACUCUUCCCCAUCAUCCUACUUUACAUCUCCUACUCAGUCUACCCUACCUUAUCCCUUUCUUUUCAGGACCUAGUCCCCCUGACCCUCACUUUCUUAAACCCAACCCAGACCCCUAGCCUCUCCAGCCGAAACCUUCUUUCCCCAUCACCCAUCCUUGCCCUUCCCUUCACAAUCAUUCUCUUUCUCUGGCUCUAAUCUCACCUUUUCACUUAUAACUUUUCCCAACAUCUGCCCCUCAAUCUACCCACUAGACUCAUUCCCCGUUUCCAUUACCUUAAACCACUACUUAGCCAUUAACCUUUAUACUGUGCUUCUUAAUUCACCUGCCCCCACCGUCCACCUCUCCCUACACCCCCUUAACUCAACCGAUGUUCUAUCACGACCUCCACUGUAACAUAAUCUCACCUCAUCUUUCCCAUAUCCUGUAAAUUGAGUCCCCUGGUACUCUUCUCUGCCAACCAAUAAUUAUCCAGAGAAGGGCUGGACCAAAUCUGGAUCUCCAAAAAAAUGCCAUGGAUCAGAGCACUUCCUUCCUCAAAAAACUCACCUGCACCAAAGCAUGUUUGUGUGGAAAGUCUAAUCCACUUCCGAAAUUGAUACAAAGUUGAAAUGGCUUCAGUUUUAAAAAAACAACAGCAGCAACUUCUAAAAUUAGAACACCACAUUUCAACAUGGGAAAAUCAAAGUGACAGCAUAGUAGAGACAUUCUAACAGUACAGUUCUCUAAAAAAAAAAUUCUAACAAAGAACUAAAAUCUGAACACAACAAAUUGUACAAUCAGUUGAAUUUCUCUUCCAGAUGAAUCAGCUUGUUAAUGACCUUGCAGUCCGUUUAAAGUCCAAAUACAUUGUUCCACUGAUGUCUCAAUCCAGUCUGGAUGAGCUGAUGACUAAUAUUUUCAAUAGAAGUGAUGUUUCUUCCAAAUUUGUUUUCAUUUUGAACUCAGUGAUUGGUCGAGAUUUGUAAGUAUUUGUUUCAAUUUUAAUGUGCUUUUUCAUAAAAUGCUGUAUUGAGUCGAAUUACCUGAUAUAAAAGUAAUAUAAUGAAAUACAUUUUUAUGUUCUAUAAGAAAUUUCAGUGCUUUCUAUGCGUCUGGAAUGAGAAUUCAUUAUGAGAAGUUGACAGGCAUGCAAAUAAAAAGCAAAUGCCAAGGCAAAGGGCACUGUGUAAUUUUAACCCAGUUAAGAAUAUAGUUUAUUCGAGACUUUUCAAUAAUAUUGAAUUUUUUUUUUGUCUCUAAAAUAUUAAAUGUAAUAAUCCUCUUUUCGUUUCUUUAGGCAGUUUCUUAAAUCUAAGAGUUAUGUGGCCAGUAAUGCUAUCAUCAUUGACCAAUAUGAUGACCCCACUUCAGCAGAUUGGAGUAGCUUUAGCAAUUACAUUGAUAGUGUACGCAGUAAUAUCUCUUUUGCCAAGAAUAUUCCAAGCACUUGGCUAGCUUCUUCCAAGUAAGAAACACCUAAGAUUGAAAUUAUAUGCUUUGGAUAGGUUUAAUAGUUGUUUAUAUAAGUUUUUUCCAAAUUCUGAUAUUGCCUUUUUAUGAAAUACAGUGGAACAUCAGAUAACAAACUUAAUCUGUUCCGAGUGGUGACGUGGCUUACAGUUUAAAUAAAAUCACAAUAAAACAAUCGGGUCUGAGAACUAUAGCUUUUUAAUGUAAAGUACAAUCCCUUGACAGAGCUGACAGGAAAAUCUCUCACACCGCCGACCUGACGCAUCCGUUCCACAUUACAAUCUCAAAAAAAAUGUACACACCUCAAGUCCCAGUUCACCCCCCCUCCACACACACAGUCGUCACAGGGAACCCGCUUCCCGAACUGACCAUUUUCAAAGAUAAAAUUUAGGAACCCUAGGUUUAUUCAAUUCAUUCAUUUGUGACAUUCAUUUUAAUUUAUCACUAUCAUGCUGAUAAAUGUUGUCACAGGCAAAGGUGACUGGUAUUAUGAAAAAUAAAACGCUAAGGAAUGGUAACAUUUCCAAUAGUAUUUUUGUUUUAAAUUUUAGAAAAAAUAAAAUUAGGGAACCUUAGGCUUAUUGAAUUCAUCAUUAUCAUGCUAAUAAACAUUGUCAUUGACAAAAUAAAAAUAUUCCCCAAAAUUAGUCAUGUGUAUGGAAAUAAAUGUUAAAAAAGAAUAAUGAAACCUUUAGUGAUAUUAAAAAAAUAUAAUUAUUUAUUUCAAUUUUGUAUAAUUAGGCAUAAAAUAGUCUUUACUUUAAAUCAUAAGCCUAUACACUCAUGUGCAUGCAUCACUGUUUCCUAUAAUAAUUAUGUAGUAGGUCAGCUGUAUUAUCAUACUAAAUGUAAAUCAAUAUUAGUUCAACUUUUGUUUAAUCAGGGUCAAAUCUAAAAUUAGCUCAUAAAUGAUAAUUUAGGAUAAAUGAAGAAUUUAAAUGUUGACCAAUAAGUAUGCAUGUUUUCAACAAAAAUGUAUGGUUCAACUUAAACAAGACUUCCUGAAGGCUUAUGCCUGAAUAAUUUCGUGGGCCACACUAGUAAAAAGAUACAUAGGCUUAGCUUUUGAUCAAUACUAAAUGUGUCUAAGAAGCAUUGUUAUAUUAUGAAAACAAAGGGAGCCCAGGGGUCUACUUUGUAUGAAUUCCCCCCCACCCCCACCCGCAAGUCAAAAUUUUCUAUUACCGUACUAUAUUAAAAAACAUUUUUAAAAACUUAAAAUUACUUUUUAUUCAAAUGGUAAAAGCCAAAGUAUUCAUUAGAAGUUUAUCUGCUCUAAUUCAAGAUAAUCUCAUUUUUGAUAAAAAGUAAAUAAAUAUCAAUACUUUCCCCCCUCAUUUUUUGAUGUACACAGUGUCCAGAACUAGUUUUGAAAUAACUAAAUCUUUCUGUUUUGGCCGAAAUUCAAUUUUAACUUUCAGGUUGGUUUUGGUUUUGACGAAAAUCAGAAAAUUACAUACUUCGUUAAGACAGUCACUCCUUUAGCCACAUCUGUGGCCUUUAUUACCUCUUUGUUCUUUAAAAUAGUACAAACUGUUGAUUUUACCUCAUUCUAUGGCUUGGCGUUGUCAGAAACACAAAGGCCAGCAUCAUGUUAUAAUAUAAUUUCUUUCUUUAAUUUUACACGAACACUAUUCCAAUAAAUAAAACUUUUCUUUUCAGUUUUAGGCUCCAUAAUGAGUGCUAAAAAAAAACAAAAAAGGAGUGUUUUUGACAAACAAUGUUUUUUGGAAACACGCUAAAGCUCUAAUGAGCCAGUGGGAUUGUGUGUACAAAAGUAUACGUAUGUUCAUUACCCGAAUAAUGGUUUGCUCACCAAGACGAGAAUUGUUCACCAAACUUUUUUGUUAAUUGGGUUGUUUGUUAUACGUGUUUCCACUGUAUAUCUAUUUCUCCAAUUUUGUGAAAUGGCCAUAUCUCUGCCUAUUUUAAGAUAUUGGUAAAAUAUAGAUUACUAAAUCAAGUCAAUUUUUAAAAAAAAAAAUGACUUUAAAAAUUUCUAAAGUUCUAUAUUUUUUUAAUUGUUUUUUUUUAAAAAUGUGUAACUUUUAUGAACUAACUUUUUUGUUUAUAUUGCCAUGCUUAACAAUCCAGUUUUUUUGUAUCUUAUCACAUAGUGCAGAUUAACAAAUUAUUAAUGUAAUAACCCAUAGUACAGAUUAGUAAAUCUUUUUUGUCCAAUAAACAAAACAUAGAAUAAGAAAAUAAAUUCAUUUUGUUAAAUCAGAAUGAUCAUCACCAUUGAUAGAAUAAGAAAAUAAAGACAUUUUGUUAGACUGAUCAGACUGAUCUUCACCAUUGAUAGAAUAAGAAAAUAAGUACAUUUUGUUAGACUGAUCAGACUGAUUGUCACCAUUGAUAGAAUAAGAAAAUAAGUACGUUUUGUUAGACUGAUCAGACUGAUUGUCACCAUUGAUAUAAUAAGAAAAUCAGGACAUUUUGUUAAAUAAGACGACUGAUUACCAUUGAUAGAAUAAGAAAAUAAAUACAUAUUGUUAAAUUAGACUGAUUGUCACCAUUGAUAGAAUAAGAAAAUAAAGACAUUUUAUUAAAUCAGACGGAUCUUUGCCAUUGAUAGCUAGGUUAAAUAGUUUUUAAAAUUGAUUCCAGCCUGCCAAACCUGACUGCAAUUUCAUCAACUAUGAAACGCAGUAUCACAAGGACUCUGUUUAGUGUGAAGAAUGUCAUAAAGGUAUGAUACAGAAAAUAACAUUGUGUAUGCUUAAAUACAUUGUAUGAUAAAAAAACAACUCAAAUAUUCUCUCUAGAAAUCUGAAGAGAUAAUGGAUAAAAAUGGUUGAUUGAAACUGCGUUGAAGUCAUGUGAAGGGACUUUAAAUAAGUAUGGAAGUUUAUAAUUUUAUAUUUUAAGUUUCAAUGUAAUAUUCCAUAAAGAAAUUAAUAUUUGGAUUUUUUAAAAACAAAAACAACAAAAAAUUAAUGCCAUUAAUAAAUUACCUUUUGUUGUCUUUAGGGUUUAGAUACCCUGAUGAGAGCUGGCUGUGCCACAGGUACCAACUACCAAUUUUGUGAUGCUUAUCGUAGCCAGAACUCCAAAAAAGACUCGAUAUAUCCUGGGAUAAAGAAUGCCUUCAAUAUGUUUACGGACCUUGGCGAAUUAAGUUACCAAAAUAUUAACUAUACGUACUACCAGUUUUUAAACAGAAAUGAUGGUGGUCAAAUACAACCAGUAGGUAUUUUUCUGUUAUCUUUACAUGUUAUAAAUAGAGUUAAUACAUAAAUUGAAUUCUGUUUUAGGUUUUAGGUACGCAAAAUGAAUAAGAUAAAUAUUUUCUGUGUAAAUAUAUACAUUUUAUUUUUAAAAUACCUGUUACUCAUCCUAAAUUUUCCAGAUUUUAAGAAUUUCAUUUAAAAAUCAAUUUCAAAUAGAUCAAUUGAACACUGAACAUUUUUUCUGUUACAGAUUGGCUCUUUUAGUUUUAAUAACCAGGGUGUACUAACGCCUACUUUCACUGAAAAUCUUAUGGAUGUCAAAUAUGAAAAUGCUUACAGUGGGCCUGUUUGCCCAUUGCCUUAUCAGAACCUGUGCUGUGAGGUACCAACCACUAUUGCUCCCCCAACCACUACACCUAUAGUUGCUACUGGUACAACUGCUGCCGUUACUGGAAGCAAUGGAAAAUCAAGUGUAACGUGAGUUUAAUUAAUCUCCUCUCAACAAUACCAACAGCUUUUAUUUUUUAAAUAGGCUCCAAUGACUAUUUACCUGUUGAUGUUUUAUAUGCAGUGUUUAACUCAAAUUUCCUAGCACACUGCAUUCAGAUUUCUCUAUAAUCGCCUUCUCAACCCUUGUUAGUUUAAUGCUUUUUUCAAGGCCCCUACUAUAUCUUGCAUGUGAUUUUAAAAAUCAACUGCAAUUUUUUUUUUGAGAACCAUCCUCUUUUCUUGUUUUCAAGCUCUUGAGAUGUUUAUUUGCAAGGCUAGAAAGGAAACUAUUGAAACAAAAUGAUGUAUAAUCUAUUGACAUUAAUACAGAAAAGGAUAUUUAUGUUCAUAUAUGGCUGAAGAUGACUCUGAAUUGGCUCUAAAUUCUAAAUAAAUUCUUCUUCUUCUAUAAAUUAAGGGUCCACGAUCAAUUUAUUGAUAAUUUUGGCUCCUAUGCAUGUAGAGGGGAUUUGCAAUGUUUCUGUGCCUGGUGUUGAUGAGGACAUUUCACUGAUUUCCAGUGCCACUUUGUGAGGGAAUUAUGCGCUGGGGGUUUGAAGGUUUGAGGCAAUAGACACAAAUGAGUCUAGUGUUGUCGCCUCAACUGUUUCAUUUGAAAGCUUGUUCCAGUCCCUGAUUGUCUUGGGCAGGAAUGAGCAGCUCCUAUACUGGCUUCUUGCUGGUAUGAGCCUGAAUUUCCUGUCAUGGCCUUGUCGCUGUCUAUGGGGGAGAGGGACGAGUUUCUGUUUAAUACUGGAACAGUGGACCAGCCCAUUAUUUAUCUUGUACAUCAUGGAGAGCCUGGAUUGUCGUCGUCGUUCCUCCAAUGGUGACCAGCCUAGUGUUUCUAGCAUGCUGCCAACACUAGAGGUAUUCCUAGAGCGGUUCAGGACAAAGCAUGCUGCCCGUCGCUGGACCGCCUCCAACCUGUCAAUGCUCUUCUGGGUAAAUGGGUCCCAGAUUGAAGAUGUAUAAUCUAAAACUGGACGGACAAAGGCUUAUAUGCUCUUUCUUUCACACAGGAGUUUCCAAUCUUUAGAUUACGCCUUAAGAACCCCAGGGUCUUGUUUGCUUGGUUACAUACAUUGUUAAUAUGCUCAUCCCAGCGGACCUCUCUUUGAAUGGUAACACCCAGGUACUUUACAGAAGAAACCGGGUCAAGCAUAUGGCCGUGCAGUUCAUAUUGGUAGUGUAGAGGAGUACAAAUUCUUAAUCUAUGGUAGUUGAUGCCUAAGGUGACAAUCGACUUAAUGAAUUGUGAAAAUAUACUGAUAUUUAAAGCAUUCCCUACAGUUGGUUCUAUAAAUAACCUAAUUUUUGUAUAUCAAUUAUUAAAUUAUAAAUUUUUAUACUUAUAAAAAAAUGAAACUAAGAUAACAUUCCAUUUUUUUAUUAUUAAUUUUAUGCAGAUGUGUGGUUGAUGUUAAAAUGGGUUUGUUUAUCUGGAAAGGGUUAUAUGAUUAGAUCUAAUCUUAAGAGUUGAGCUUCAUGUAAAUUUUACACAGGGUCUUACUAAUUUUCUUAGAAAGUUUGCUCUAAAAAAAAAUGGAAUUGAACCCUUUUAGAGUCUUUGAACAGUUUGAAGAAAAAAUAAUUCUUUCAGGUAUCAUUGUUGAUUAACAGAUUCUCAUCUUAUUUUUACCAUUUGGCUACUUUUUGCUUUCAGAAAGGUAGAAUAUCCCACAGAGCAGGCCAUCACUGGGGCAUUUUCGGACCAGUCUCGUGACAGUAAGGAGUAUGGUACAAGGUUUGACCUGGGUCAUAAAUGGAUUAUUGCCCUUGGUGUUCUUGCUGGUAUGGUUCUUUUCUGUUUGAAAUUUUAAAAAACAAACAUUUAAUACUAACCUUUAAUAAAUGAGCAAAACCUUUAAGGCAGUGGUCUUCAAAUAGGCAUGCGGCUCUUUAACAACCUGACUGCCGCUGGGUCAGUCGGCCACAAAUUAGUUUUAACUCCAAAAAACAUGGUUCUUGACAGGUUUUUGAAAAUAAAUUUGGCUCUCAAAAAUUUUUUAACCGUCCUGUUGCUGAUAUUUGGCUCUUGACUGACAAGUUUGCUGACCAUUGCUUUAAGGUAUAGGAUUAAGCCAACAUUGUCAAAUGCAAGGUGUCUGUUUUUUCAUUCAAAAAGAAAGUGAAAUCAGUACUUUCACAGUCAUAAACAAAAUAUGAUGCAUGUUUUCAUGAGACUUUUAAGAUAGUCUAGAAAUAAAUUUAAUUAUAGUUAAAAGCUUGCAUACUCCAAGCUUACUUCAUUUUAAUUAAUAUGCAUGCAGCUUGUUUAUUUUAGUUAUGACCACCAUGGCAUAACAUAUGCCUUGCCCUCUAUCUCAGACAUAAAUACCAUCCUUCAGCCCAGGGUCAGUACCUGUAAACUUGACAUCGUGACCUGUCAUUACAGCCUCUUAUGUCACAAUAGUUAGCAGAUAGUUGACACUAGGCAAGAAGUGCUAUAAUGGUUGCGUAAACACACAUGACAAUUGGACGAAAUACAUUGUUUAAAUGUAGCCCUGCAAAGCUUAAUUAAAAAGCAGUGAAAUAUUGUGACCAUGCCAGGACCACUUUAUAUAUAUAUAUAUAUAUAUAUAUAACUGUCAGAGAUAUUAAUAUUCAUCUUGAAUAUUAAAGUGUUUGGAAGCUGCUUUAUCAAAUUAUUUAUUUUUCAUUGUGAAGGACUCGGGAUUCUCUGUGUCAUUAUUUUUGAGAUCUACAUAUUAUACAAGCUGCUUGGCACCAGCAUGGGCAGGCAGUGGAGGACAAUGUGGCUGGGACAGCUUUUGCUCUUUGGGCUGUUCCUCUGUUAUCUUGUGCUGUUUGCUUACCUUCCAAUUCCAACCAAGGUGAAUCAUAGAAUUGAUCUUUAGAUUUCUUUCAUUGAGUUUAUUUAAAUUUAACAUCCAAGUUCCAUUACUUUGGUUUUUUAUUAAUUAGUCGAUUUAUUAAAUUUGUAUGUUUCUGAUCUUAAUGAAUUUUUCAUUACUACAUAUUUACCUACUAAUUUCUAUACAUAAUUUUUGCCCUUAAGGCGAUUUUUACUGUAACUUGAAAUCAUUCCCUAAAAGUGAGCUCUUGCACUAAAUACUAUAGUAAAUUUAUAUUCUGUCUCCCAUCUAACUGUACUCUACUGAAAUAAAAUAGAAAUUAGACUUAAGUGGAAGGUCUAUUCAUCGUGUUACUUAAAGAGAGAGAGAGUUUCUUUCUUUUCUUUUUUUUUUUUGCUUUCCUUUUUAAAAAUAAUUUUAUUUCACUAACUGUUAACACAUCUUUUCUUUUAAGGCCACUUAAAAAACCACAGUCCAGUGCAUCUCUACCUCAAAUUAUGUUUUUAAUUCUACAUUUUCUGCAUAUGUUUUUGGAUUUCAAUAUCAUGUUUGUGAAUAUUUCAGGCCACCUGUGGUAUCACCAGGUUUGGGGUGGGUGUGUCGUAUGCUUUCUGCUUUGCUGUCCUUUUGGUCAAGCUGAUGGUUAUCCUGACUUCUAAAUCAUCAGAUCUCAUUCUGCCUGGAGAGUUGGCAUCUCCAAAUUACCUGAAGGGAAUCUACCAGUUUCUCUUGUUCAUUUUUGCUGUUGGUGUCCAGGUAUAUCUUAUUUUUGUUAUAUGGGGCCAUUCACACAUGUUUAGGCAGAUAAAAGGACAAAAUUAAAAGUUUAGAGCUAAACACAUUUGAUAAUUUAAUAGGCUGCAAAAAUAUAUUUUUCAACUUCUAACAAUUUAAUUUUUUUAUUUUUUUAAAAUCAAAUAUAAAUUUUCAGUUAGGAGCAGAUUUUUAUAAAUAAUUAUUUGAAUUAAAUGAUGAUUGUAAAUUUAAUUUCACAUGCAAAAUUGACCUUUGUGGUGUUGGUGGGAUUACCUCAAUGUGAAAUAAGAUUACCUACCACAGUCAGUUGUAGGAGGCGUAAGUGUGUGUGUUGAUUGUGGAAUUUCAGGUGAACUCUAGGUGCAUAAACAUAUUUUAUAAUGAGCAGCUAAAUCAAAAUCAUUAAAUAUUGAACAUAAUCUGUUUGCACUCUCCAAUUAUAUUUCAGAUUGUCAUUGAUAUUCAGUGGCUGAUCACUGUUCCACCCGAAGCCAUCAAAGUCACAUCCAAUAACAAAGAUCAUGUCUGGAUAUGUAACCACUACACUUGGGAGGCGGGGAGUGGCCCAUUUGACAUGAAAUCCUUUGUUCGCACCAACUUUGACAACCAUUUGAUGUCGCUGAUCUACAUCAUGGUGAUGAUCCUUAUCACAACCAUCCUUUCCCUCAAUGCUCAUGGCAUCAUCACCAACCACAGAGAGAGCAUCUUCAUUGGCAUUGCCGCUGGAUUUAGGUAUGGCUCUCAAGAAACUAGUACUUAAUGUUUACUCUUUCCUUUCUUUACAGAACAAAGAUAUUUCACAUACAUUGUUUAUAAAAAGUUUAUGAAACAAAUUAAACAACAGAAGUUAGUUUUUGGAAGAAAGUCUUUAUUUCUUUUUAAGUAUAGGCUAUUAUUUUAUCGUUUUAUUUACAUAGAUAAACAAAUAAAUCACUGGUCUUUAAAAAUUUUUUUUUUUUAAUGCCAAAAUUAUGGCUAAAUUACCAUAUUUAGAAGAAAAAAAAUUGUACUUUUAUAUUAUUUUUUCUCCUCAUACAUUUGACAGUACAAAAUGAAAUAAAAAUAUACUUUCCUGAUAAAAUGUUCGUAAACCUUAGUUAUCCUGUUACAAUACACCUUUUAUAAGUAUCUAUUUAAAAAUUGUUAUGUGACAUUUCCUACCAGUAUUCCUAUAUGGUUAGCCUGGGGCCUUGUUGGAGGUUUGAACAAGGACCACGAAUAUUCAGAAGAGUUUGGAGAUGCUUGCGUUGCUUUUGGACUUCUCAUCACAGCUACUCUCAUACUCUUCUCUAUGUUUUUGCCAAAGGUAAGCAUGGCUUUACUACUAUUUUCAUUUUAGUUUUUUGUAUUGUAGAGAUAAAACUAUAAAUAAUACUAGGAAACUAAAUUAGGGACAUGCUAGUUAGAAGCCACCUCCCUGCUAUUAAAGCACAUAAAGGCACAAAAAGUUGCAACCGUAGCCGUUGUAACUCAUGUCCCUACGUGAUCGAAACUGAUAAGAUCACUUUCCCUCUGGAAGUAUUCAGAACAAAAGAUGGCUUUACCUGCAACGUGAUUGACACCAUCAUUUGCAAAAAGUGCGGUAAAUUAUACAUAGGAGAGACAGGUCAUCACCUUUGGGACUGGUUCAGAGAACACCUCUAUAACAUAAAUAAACAAGCUCUCUGUCCGGUCUCCAAACAUUUCAAUAGCCCUAACCCUGAUGGUAUCUCAGACAUCGCAGUUACUGGUAUACUCUAUAUUAGUAACACUACAGAUAGAAUCUAUAUGGGAAAAAAUUAAUAACAGGAUUUGGUACGUUGUCUCCAUAUGUCUAGAAGUUGUACUCCUCUACACUACCAAUACGAACUGCACAGCCAUAUACUUGAGCAAGUUUCCUCCGUAAAGUACCUGGGUGUUACCAUUCAAAGAGAGGUCCGCUGGGACAAGCAUAUGAACAAUGUAUGUAACCAAGCAAACAAGACCCUGGGGUUCUUAAAGCGAAAUCUAAAGAUUGGCAACUCCUGUUUGAAAGAAAGAGCAUAUAAAGCCUCUAUCCGUCCGAUUUUAGAUUAUACAUCUUCAGUCUGGGACCCAUUUACCCACAAGAGCAUUGACAGGUUGGAGGCGGUCCAGCGACGAGCAGCACACUUUGUCCUAAAAUGCUACAGGAAUACCUCUAGUGUUGGCAGCAUGCUAGAAACACUAGGCUGGUCACCAUUGGAGAAACGACGACGACAAUCCAGGCUCUCCAUGAUGUACAAGAUAAAUAAUGGGUUGCUCCACUGUUUCAGUAUUAAACAGAAAUUCGUCCCUCUCCCCCAUAGACAGCGACGAGGCCAUGACAGGCGAUUCAGGCUCAUACCAUCAAGACGCGAGUAUAGGAGCUGCUCAUUCCUGCCCAAGACAAUCAGGAACAAUCUUUCAAAAGGAACGGUUGAGGCGACAACACUAGACACAUUUGUGUCUAUUGCCUCAAGCCUUCAAACCCCUAGUGCAUGAUUUCCUCAUCAACACCAGUAACAGAAACAUUGCACAUCCCAUCUACAUGCAUAGGAGCCAAAAUGAUCAAUAAAUUGAUCGUGGGCCCUUAAGAUAUAGAAGAACAAGAAUGAACCAAAUCCACAAUUUUACCUAGCGGCCAUGUCUUUUUCCUAUUUGGUUUUUCCAAUUAUGUUCAAAUCACUUCCUUUCUACUCCUCUUUACUUUGUCUCUGUCUGGUUUUAGCGCCCUCUCCUAUUUUUUUCUGUUUUAGGUAGGAUAUGUAUAUUGAUAUUAUGUAAAUUUAAUUUAUACUUAUUUAAAUGUGUUUUUUUGUUUGUACUGAUGAAGGAAUGAUAUGUGCUGAAACGUUUACUUGUGUAUAAUGUAUAAUUAUUAUUAAAGCGUAACUUAUAUUUUUAUAUUGACACAAUUUGUUUGUGUCUUAUUAAUCUAGGAAACUAAAGAGUGUUUACAUAGUUAAUUAUGUGAUUUCUCUGUUUUAACUUCUGUUAAUGAACUUAAAGAUUACUUCUACUCACGAUCUGAGAUUUACAAGUGCUAAAUAAUACUUCUUUGUUCACUCUAAUUUCCUAAACUUUAUGUAAGUAGCACCAAUACAUAUGGUGAACAGUCACAGUCACAAUGAGCCUGAUGUUUUUAACGAAUCUAUUUCAGGUACGCCAGCUGGUGAAUAUGGGAGUAGAAGGUAUUUACCUUGAAGAUGACCGUGAAACCAUCUAUGGCGGUUCUGUUAUUAUGGCGCCUUCCAGCUACCAUGGUGGGAAAGGCCCCUCUUCCGUCAUAUUUGUCAACAAUUCUGGAAUCUACUCAGAACCAGUUAUGCUUGGGAACGGUGAUCCCAGUAAGCCUGGCGGUCGGUGUAUUUACUGUCCUAAUUUUUUUUCUUCACUUCUUUCACUGCUUCCCUAGAUGUGCACUUUAACUCAUUCCAGACGGUCGCAACUAAAUGCGCCCUUGUGGGUUUUGACGGAUGCGUCCAGAAGUGCUUAGCACACGCAUUUCUCAUUAUUAUUUAACAAUAGCGAAGAGAUCUAAAGUCGAGAGACUUCCGGUGAUGGCGUGAUUCUACAUGAUUUCAAUUUUUUUAAAAAGGGACGUUUUUAUCUUGUUUCACUUUUCAAUCUAUGUGCUUUAGUGCUGUGUAUUUAUAUCUAGCUUGUGUUCAUCCGAGGUGCUAAAAAUUGAUUUUUUGUUUAUUGCUCAUACAUUUUUUACCUGUUAUUAUAUAUUUUGUUAAAUGUAAUUCAUUUCCAGAUCCAUUUAUCCUGCUUAAUUAAUUAAUAUUAAUUAAUAUUUAGCAGCUAAAAAAAAUAAUUUACAAAUGUAAAUCAGUUGCAAAACAGAGUUACUUCCCUUCGUUCUGGAAUAUAAAUUAAGUAAGGAAGUAGUUCUGCCAUCAGGAAUAAGUUAAACACAGAAGCUUAUUAACCCUUUACUAUUAUCAUGCCAUUGCGAGUAUGAUUUGAAAUCUCACAAUUCUUAUGGUUGACCUAAUAUUUAAACAGAGGAAAAAUUCAAGAAAAGAAUCCUUAGAGAUGUGCACAGAUCUUAUAUAAACUAUUAAUAAAUUAAUUGAAAAAAAGAUUUGUGGUAAAUCCUAUUUUUCCACAAAGGUUUGUUCAUGAAGUGAUUUGACACCUUCACGUUCAUCAUCAUCAGUGGCACUACAGCCCAUGUAGGGCCCUGGCCUGCUCCACCACAUCCUUCCACUCGGAGCGAUCCAUGGCUUUCCGUCUCCAUGCUCGAACCCCCAACUGGUGUAAAUCUGUCUCCACAUCAUGAAUCCACCUCAUCCUUGGGCGACCGAUGAGUCGUAUGCCCCUAGGCUUCUGCCUGUAUAUAAUUUUGGCUGCUCUGCAUUCCGGCAUCCUUUCAACAUGACUUGACAGCGUAUUCUGCCUUUUUUAUCAUUGUGACUAUGGGUGGUUCUUUGUACAAAUUGUAAAGUUCUUGGUUUAUACGUAUUCUCCAGAUAUCAUUUUCUAUCACUGGUCCGUAUAUUUUGAGGAGGAUUUUCCUCUCCCAUUCUCCCCUGUGUUGAGCAGGUUCUCUGGUUUUCUGGUGAGGGUCCAGGUCUCACUAGCGUACGUUACUACAGGUCUUAUGAUGGUGGUGUAUAUUGUCUUCUUUGUUCCCCUUGAUAGGUUUUUGUUUCCCAGUAGCUUUUGUAGACUGAAAUAGGAACAGGUGACUGCUGUUAUCCUUUCUUUCACCUCUGACAUUAUCUCAUUGUGCUCGCUUAUAGUUGGCCCUAGAUAUUUGAAUGUAGCCACUCUCUCAAAUUUGUGGUUGUUUAUAUUGAUGUUAUUAUCAGCAUGGAAGUUUCUUGACAUUAUCAUAUAUUUUGUCUUUGGUUCAUUUAUAUCAAGGCCAGCUUUGAAUGAGGCAUUUUCAAGUUCCCUGAAUGCUUUAAUUAUGUCAUUACGGUUUCUACCCAGUAGUGCUAUAUCGUCUGCAUAUGCCAGGUACUGCAAUGGUUGGCUAUGUAAGGUUCCUGAUGGUUUUAUUCUGUAUUAUCUCUCUGGAAGUAGUUUGUUAUGGUUCCACUGGUGCUAAUGUGUAUGCUUCUAAUAACUUUUUCUAGCAUGAUGUUAAACAGGAUACAUGAUAGUGAGUCUCCUUGUCUGAGGCCCCGAUUAACUGGGAACUCCCUAGAGUAUUCUCCCUGUACCUUGAUUCUACUUUUGGAGUUGGCCAUUGUCAUAUGUAUGAGCCGAGUAAGCUUGUUAGGGACUCCAAGUCCUUUUAGAGCAUUGUAUAAGUAAUUCCUGUUUAUGCUAUCGUAUGCUGUUUUGUAAUCCACAUAUAGUUGGUGUUUGUCGAUGUUAUAUUCGUAGCAUUUCUCCAGGAGACAUCUUAUAGUAAAAAUAUGAUCUGUGGUUGACCUAUUCUGCUGGAAUCCACAUUGAUAGUCCCCUAGGAUCUGUUCACUAUACUUUUCCAAUUUUCUCGCUAUAAGUUUUGUGAGGAUUUUGUACAUUAAGAAGGGAGAUACCUCUAUAGUUUGAGCAGAUCAACUUAGAUCCUUUUUUGUGGAUUGGGAUUAUGAGUGCCGUGUCCCAUUCAGUUGGUAUUUCUUCCUCCUGCCAGAUUCUGGCUAUAAGUUCGUGUAUUUGCUUGUGCAGUUCGUUACCACCUAGCUUUAUGAGUUCUGCAGGGAUAAGGUCUAUUCCUGGGGCUUUGUUAUUUUUCAUGGUGGAGAUUACAUCUUUUAUUUCAUUUAAUGUUGGUUGGUUGACCAGUGGGUCCGGUCCUCCUUGUGGCAGGGCGUAAUCCACAUUGGUUCCUCCACCUGAGCCAUUUAGUAGGCCUUCAAAGUGUUGUGCCCAUCUCUCUAGUACUCUACUGCUCUCUGUGAUCAAUUCUCCAUCUGUGCUUUCACACAUGUGGGAUCUUGCUUGAAAGCCAUUCUUUUCCUGCUUUAUCUUCAGGUACAUUCCCCUCACAUCUCUUUCUUUUGCCAACUCUUCUAUCUCUACUAUUUUUUAUUUUUCCCAAACACGUUUUUUCUUUCUGCAAAUUUUGCUGGCCACCCUUCUGGCUUCAUUAUAUAAUUGUUGUGUUAUUCUUGUUUCCCUUGCAGCAUCAUUAGCCGAGCUUUGUUUCUUUGUUCUAUAAGUUCUUUGCAUUCUGCGUCAUACCAUCCUGUUCUUUUCACUGCUGGUUUAAAUCCAAUCGUUUCCUGUGUUACACUUGUAACUAUUUGCUUCAUCUUUUCCCUUUGCUGGUUUAUAUCAACGUUGCUGGCUGAUUCUCUUUUGGAUAAUUCUAGUAGAGUUUCAAUCUUCUGUUGAUAUUCCUCAGCAAUUUUUUGGUCCCUACUCCGUUUCUGACUAUUGUACUAUUUUGCUCUUUUAUUUUGUUUAUUGUGAAUGUUACAAAUUCUUUGCUUAUAUUUGAUUCUAACAAGCAUGUGGUCUGAGUCUAUGUCCGCCCCUCUACAACUUUUCACAUCUGAUAUGUCUGAGCCAUGCCUCCGGUCGAUAAGUACGUGGUCUAUUUGAUUACGGGUAAAUCCAUCUGGAGAUAUCCAUGUCGCUUUAUGUAUUUGUUUAUGUUGAAAUACUGUGCUACUGAUUAUCAUUCCUUUUCCAGAAGCGAAGUUUAUAAGACGUGUUCCGUUGUCAUUGCUCUCAUCAUGCAUACUUUCCUUUCCGAUUGUUGGUCUGUAGACUAGUUCUUUCCCAAUUUUCGCAUUGAAAUCACCAAGGACUAUUUUGAUAUCAUAGCGUGGAGCCUCAUCAAAUACUCUUUCCAGUGUUUCGUAGAAAGUUUCCUUCAUGCUUUCAUCUGUAUCUUCCGUUGGAGCAUGUGCGCAGAUUAACGUAAUAUUAAACAUGUUUCCUCUAAUCCUUGUGGAGCAUAAUCUUUCACUCAUUGGUUUAAACCCAAUGACUGCAUUUAGUGUCUCUCUUUUGACUGCAAAGCCUGUUCCUAAGGUAUUCGUGUUGUUUCCAUUGUAGAAUAUUGUAUAUUCCUCUGAGUCUUUCCAUCUAAUCUCCUGUAGUGCGGCAAUCACGAUUCUGUAUCUAAGCAAUUCAUCACUGAGGCGGGCCAAGGUACCUGCUCUGUAUAAACUGAGUACAUUCCAAGUCGCUAUCCAUAUGUCAUGUUUGUGGUCAGGCAUGGGUCGAAAUCCAUAAAUAUCAGUCCGUUUUUCUGAAUGUGGUUUUACUUUCGUACUUUGCUUUUUUUACGUGACAGGGUCGUCAGCCCUGCGCACAACCGUCUGGGGAGAUGCCCCUUGCAGCUCUCAGGGUAACUGCCUUUGUAUAGGGUCGGGUCCCUAGCCUUUGUGGAUCCCUCCACUUCCUACAAGGCAGUAGGUACUGAUUUUGUUCCGCCCUGGGUAUUUUAUUUCCCUGGGUAUUUUAUUUCCCCGGUACCCUCCAUAUCUGGUGGGCUUUCCCCAUCCGCCACCUGGAGAGGCGCUCAAUGGAAGAUCAGUAUCUCCUCACGAGACACCUUCACCUUGCUUAGCCUUUAUUCAGUUUUCAAGAGUAUUUGCUAUUUAUUGACCAGGUUAUGUCAAUAAUAUUAAAAAGUUACUAGUGUUCUUAAAACUUGAAUUCUAUUUUAAAAUGCAAAAAAUUAAAAAACCUACAACAGGGGAACUCUGAUGGCCAAAAAACAAGCAAAGUUUCAUAUACCUUUGACAAUAAAAGGGUUGACGGAUCAAAAGAAAAAUUGGGGGUAGAUUGGUAAGCAAAUAUAUUUGCUAAUUUAUUUAUUUAUAUUUCUGGGGCUAAUGUCCCAUAUUCUUUACCAGAUCUCUCAAAUUCAUUACCCUUAAAUUUUAGCCUGAUAGACAAAAAUUAGUUACAUUGCAAACAGUAAAACAUAUUGCUCUAAUCUCGCAUUAUCUUGCUAAAAGAAACAACUAAUAAUUAUACCUAUUUAUUUUUCUUUGUUUCUAUAAUUUUUUUCUUUCUUGUUAGAGUAAUGUAUGUUAAUAUUAGCAGAUUUGUUUGUCUUCCUAGCUGUAAUGAUAAUGUUUAUUUUAUUUUAAAAAAUUGUAAUAUCUAGUUGUAUAUUUCAAUUUCUAGAAGUUCCUUUAACAAAUAAUUCCAUAUAUAUAUUUAAAACAAUUUUUUAUUUAUUCAGUGCUUUUUUUUUAAUAACAGAUAAAGGAAUACAUUAAUAAUGUUUACUAGUACAUCAAAUUGACUGCCUUAUUUAACAGAUUAUUUUAAUAAUAUUCACAAGAUUACAUUCUUAGGUUUUUAGUUGCCUAACGGUUGCACUUUUUUCUACAUACAUUAAGAAAUAGAGCUCUUGUUUACUUUUAUUUGUAAAGCAUUAACUGUACAUUAAGGAUAUAACUCAGAAAAAUUUCCAAGAAUACAAAGUGGCUUUUUAUCAUCUGCUGGCCUUAAAUUUUUAAUGUUUAAAUUGUUUAAAACAGAGCACAUAGAAAAUAAUAACCAGAUAUCAUCACAUCUCGAUUCGAUCAGUAACAUUCCAAGGCCAUCAAUUAUCAAUCACCCUAAAGAAUGUAUAUUGUUUAUAUUGCAGUGGCCACACAUUUAAAACACCCAGGCAGCACAGUUUAUAGUCUGCCUCCCACUUAUCUCAAAAAGGCAGAGUCUGCUUAUGGAGGCAGCACAAGAGUGUUGAAAAUAACAGAUGACCUUAGGGGACGCUACCCUCACAAACGCACUCAGUCUGAGAUCGCAUUUGGCUCCUCUGGAAGACCACGAUCAACGAAAGGAACACUGCCAAGUGAGUGAUUUUUGUGGCAGGAGAGUUCAUUCAAAAUACUUACUGUAUUUUCCGGCAUAUAAGACGAUUUUUUAAACCAUGACAAUCUUUUCAGGGGGGGGUGGCAUCUUAUACGCCGGGGUUCGUCUUAUAAGCUGGUAUGCGGUGUGCUUAGACUUCAGGGACAGGCGCCCUGUAGUUCCAGUUUGCUUGACAGCUUAGUAAACUAACAGCAUGGCAGCUCCCAUGGGUUUAUUGUCUCAUCACUUCCUUUCAGUUUUUUUAUUUUUAUUAGGUGUGCGUUGGAAGAGGGGUAGUCUUAUACGAUGAGUAGUCUUAUACGAUGAGUAGUCUUAUACGAUGAGUAGUCUUAUACGAUGAGUAGUCUUAUACGAUGAGUAGUCUUAUACGAUGAGUAUAGCCCAAACCCUAUAUUAAAACGGGAAAAGUAAGGGUCGUUUUAUACACCCAGUCGUCUUAUACGCCGGUAAUUACUCCACUCAUGUUUUCAAGUGCCUUUGCUUUCAUACUAUUUUGUAUCGUAUUGUCUUUCUAAUCUAAGAUGACUCAGACUUGAUCUCAAGAAUAAACCUCAGUUUCACUCACUUGCUUUAUGACACUUAAAAAUAAUGUUUAAGAGAAUAGUAAUUACUCCUUUUGUUUUUAAAACUAGAAAUAGAUUUUACAUUAAAGCAUCCCAUAAGAUUUUAUAUUUAACUGAUUUUUUAAACAAAAAAUGUUUUCUUCCAGGGUCAAGGUCACAGACCAACUUAGGAGCUUUGUAAAGACUUCAAAACUUUGGAAAUUUCAACUGCCUUAUGAAACCAACCCAAAUCUACCCUCGAACGUACAAAGUGAUCUUAAAGAAUUGUGAAAUUAUUUAGCAUGUAAAAAUACUUGUUUACAUUUGUCUGUAGCAAGUUAAUAGAUCAUUUUAUUUAAAUGUAAGCAAACUUUUGUGAAAUGGGUCUUGAUAAAAAUGAAUCUAUAUUGUGCAUCUUUAACAUUUUAACCCCAAAAAGCAUUAAUAAAAUAAAAAGAUGUUGAUUUUAAAUAUUAUUUUUAUAGAAAAUAAAUGAAGUUUUUGUGAUAUCUCAUAAAAAUUUUUAACAAAAUUGAAAACGAAAACAUUCCUACCAAUUAUGUAGUGAAAAAAUUCCUGAGAAUUAUGGUCUACUCUAAAGUUACAGUGCAACAUUCUGCCUUUAACAUGAUGGAAAAAUAAAAAUGUAUUACAAACUCAACACAUCUUUCCUUAAGUAUUUUUCAUCUGCUAAUAUUUCUACUAAUUUUUUUUUAUGACGUCUUGUAGCUAUUAAUAAAACAGAAGUGUACCCGGUACUGACAUUUUUUUUUUUUUCCAAAGUGAUUGAUAUUUAAAUGUAAAUUGUGCUGUAUAUGUUAGGUACAGGUGUAUAAUUUAUUUGGCUUUUAAAAUAAGGUAUUUGUACUAAUUAUCUCUUUGAUGAGCUUUGAGGAGGGGAAAAAAGGGUUAUUUUACUCAAGUAACUUUUCCAUUAAUUUAAAUCUUGUUCCAGUUCUAUCAGCCUUGCAACCGUAUGCAAAUGUAAAGGUAUCAAUUGCUAGAUUAUCCAGUGUUAAUUUUUAUAGCCCGUAAUGUUGGAUAAACAUAGCCAUUUGUUACCAAUUAUUUAUAUAUUGGAAAUGGAUGUUUUGUUUCCUGAAUAGAAGUGUAUUACAACCUAAAUGUUUAUCUCACUCCUAUAACUCUGAGACAAAUAGAAUUUCAUUUUAUUACUAUGUGUAAGCUGUGUUCUCUUAUUUCCUUGUGAUGAAAGGUACAUUUAUUCUUUGAUUUAAAACGGAGUAGCAGAUCUUCAUUGAAGAGAACCAUUCGAACAUAAUCAUAAUUAUAAACGUAUGCAGCAUCAAAAUGACAAAUUAAAAUUAAACAAGUGUACUUGACAUUUCUGACUGCUGUUCAUUCUUUACAAAUAUUCCUACCAAAUAAAUGUAAUAAAAUAAAAGCUAGAUUCCCUAUAAAUUGGUUUAAUAAGUAACUUAAUAUUUACAUCCUUUCAUUUUGUGCAUAAAUAUUGUUUUGUCUUGACUUAGGAAAUUAGUGUGAUAACUACAGUGCAUGGAACAAUUAAAAUCAAACACACAAAAAUUGCAUCAAGCUUUUGAUCUCUUAAUGUGCUGCCGGAUUUUAGAUUAAUUUGCAGGUACAUUUGUUAUAAAGCCAUUGUUAUAUCGACAAUGUAUUCGCUAUUGUAUGAUCAUUACAAAUGACUUGAUGUCAGAAAGAAUUCAUUACACUUUUUGUUUGUGCUGAAAAUAUAACCACUAUUUCUGCAUGGUCUGAUCACAAAUAUGUAUCCCUUAUACAAAGCUUAAGACUCCACACCAUUAAUGAAUUGUCUUAAUAUAAAAAGAAGUGAAACCUCCUUUAUUCUUACAAGAUUAAAUGUUGUUACUUUGCCUGCCUUGAUUAUGGUUGGCAUUGCUUUAUGACUGUUCUUUUCCAAACGAAUGUUAUUCAUAUAUUUUUUAAUCAGCAAUUACAUUUUUACUCUUAAAACAUUACCCAAUCAUGUUUCUAACUGCAUGUUGUAUGUAAGCUGUUAAGAAUUUGAUCAAAUAUUAAAUUAUUUUAAAUUAGUUAACACUGUGAUGAGAAAUCUUAUCCCACAACAAAAAAAAAGAGUGUGAAACCCACAUUUAAGAACUCCACAGUUCUAGAAAAUUUAAUUUAAGGUUGUAAUUUCUAUGGCCCCGUGACCAUCAAGCCCUUAUGCACUCACAUUACUUGGCUAGGUCCAUUGGGAUGACUACACUUCACAGCCUGAACAAACAUUUUAUUUCAAAUCAAUCACAGUGCAAACUGCCCUUUUAAAAAAAAAAUUAAUUUCUCUAAAAACUGCUUUAGUGGUGUAAAAAAAUUGACGUAUCAUUAGAUCUAUUUAAGCAUUAAAAAUAAUUUUAAAUAUCAACUUUCUUUCUUUAAUGAUGCUGUGCUAUUUUGUGUUAUUCUACUUAAUAAAAAUUACUUAAUAUUAUAAAUCCCUAACAACAAAAGAUCAAAUAAGUACCUUUAGUAGCAAAUUACUUUGGCACCUGUAAUUAGAUUUUUUAUAUGAUAAAGUUGAAAGGAAAACUGUUCAUGAAUCAGCAUAGAAAUGUGGUAAUAGUUUGUAAAUGAACUACUGAUUUUGUUAAAAUUAAAGAAGUAAGCAAAUGUAUUUCUUAACUUUUUUUAAUAUUGUGUGCUCCAUCUCAUUACCUCACACACAUUCCCCCACCUUUGAUUAUUUUAAUUAUUUUGAAAUGUAUCACAUCUCAUGAGUAAGCAUUCACUUGGAAAAUUUAAAAAAAAAUAAUGUAACAUCUAGUUUGGAAUAUGAAAUGCAAGAUUAAAAAUUGCUCUCUAUUUUACUUGAAUUAUUUAUGUAUAUAAAUGCCUUGCUAAGAUUGAUGCUCAUUAUUUAUGUUAUUUUAAUACAUAUUAUUUCCAUUGUAAUAUGGAUGUCAUCAAGUUGUAUACUAAAAGUAUUUAUAUCUUAUCUUUGGGAAGAAGUUGUCCUUUUUGAGUAGCAAUGCAAAUAUUUGCAUAGUCUAAAUAUUAUUUGAUGAAAAUAUAUUUUUUAGAAAAAUUUCAUAUUACAGUAUGUGCUCAAGUUUAUUAUAAAAAAAAAUUUCUCACACAUUCCAAAGCUGUAACAAUGACUAGAAGGAAAAAAACGUAUAUCACUAUUAAAUUUCACUUUUUUUAUCUUUGGUUUCUUCAUUUUGCCUGCUAAAUAUUCAUGUUUAUUAAUAUUAGUCGAAAUUUAAAAUAGUCUCUACUAACUUUGAAUAGCUCUGCUGGGUAACUGCCUGUUGUACAAAAAUUUGUAUUGACCUUUUAUAAGUACAAUUCACCAACCAAUCUUUGGACUUUUUAUUCUCGGAUACUAAACCACUUGAUCAUGCACCAAAAAACUGUUGGGGAAUUUUAAAAAAAAAAUCUUCUUUACUGAUCAGAAUAAAAUAAUUGAAAUGAAAAAUUGCAAAC
Messenger RNA from Lymnaea stagnalis (great pond snail), 26233 nucleotides. The record is from the annotation of a GenBank genome assembly. Lineage: Eukaryota; Metazoa; Mollusca; Gastropoda; Lymnaeidae.